AUGAAUUUUAAUAUCAAUGUCAAAAGUCCAUUAAUAGAAGAAUUUAUUGGGCCUUUAAAUAAAGCUGAUUAAAUUUAUGAUCAUCUUGAUUAUGAAUAAAUUCAAAUAAUUUCAAAUGACAAGUAUUCACUUUUAAUAGUUACAAUUAAUUUUGAGGGAUCAUUAGAUUAAAGAAUUUAAAUGGCUUAAUAAUUAGUAAAUCAUUAAAAGAUGAUCAAUUAAAGAUUAAGGAACCUUGGUUUGAAUGGAAUUUUAGUAGAUAUUAUUAAAUAUGAGAUUAUUAAUAAUGAUGAUUAAGUAUUGAUAAUCUGCAAAACAAUGAGAAUGUCGAAAUAGAAAGGGGUAGUGAAUUUAGGUUUAGCAAAUUGUAUUGAAUUUUAUACAGGGCUUGAAUUAAAAGGGGUGCGACAACAUAUUGUUAUGCAUAUUGAAGAUUUGGGAAUGAAUAAAAUUGUACCCUUCACAUUUAUGGAGGGUAUUUUAAAUGAAGAUAAUUAAGAAUUAAUAGCAAAUUUACCCUAAACAGAAUAAAAUGGUUAGAAUGGAAAUGAAGUUCAUUUCUCUAUGUAAUCUGUAAUUGUAAUAAUAUAUAAUGAUCAACUUGUUUAAUUCAAGUAAUUAAAUGAAAUGUAAGAUAUUCAUAUUUUAAAAUAUUUGGAAUUGACUUCAGGGGUAAUAAUAAGUGAUGUGAUAAAGAAAAGCAGGACAACAAUAAUAAAUGAUAAAAUACAUUAUUUAAAUUAAGAUGGAAAAACUAUAGCAAUAGGUGAUAUUGGAGAGAGAGGAAAUAUUUAGUUAAAUAUUAAAAUAAAAUAAUAAUACUAUACACUUACAGCAGAGUGGAAUAAUAUGAAAGAGUUGAUUGUAAUUUAUUUAUGAUUAAUGAGAAUUAAAGAAUAGAUGGAUAGUCUUUUGAGCAUCUUCCCAAUAAUUUGUUUACUCCUAUAGAUGACAUUGUCUUGAGUUAUUUUAACCAUUAUGAAUUUGAUUAAAGAGGGUAUUUAUUAUAAUAAUUGUCUAAGUUCUUUAAUAUUUUUAAAUUGUUCUCUAAAAGGAGAUGUGAAGAAUAAAGUUAUAAAAAUAAAUAAAUAGAUUAAAAGAUAGAUUUGGUUUAUUGCUUUGAAAACAAUACUUACUAUUUUAUAAGUUAAUAUAUAGAAUGCUAUUUAUUAAGAUUAAAAAUUGUAUUUGAGAACAUUAUGUAAAUUAAAUCAAAAGAUUCCAAUAACACAAGUUGAAAUACAAGCUGAUCUUAAAGAAGAAGAUUUUAAUUUAAUUUUAGAUUAAUGCAAUUUGAAUCCUCAUUUGGAAUCAUUAAUACUUGAUGGUUCUACAUUUAAAGAUACUAUUCUUUCUGGUCUUAUAUAAGGAAACACUUUAAAAACCAUCAAAGAAUUAAGUUUUAAAGGAUGCCCAAAUAUCACUGAUGAAGGUAUUUCUCUUUUAUAAAAUUUUGGAGUUUAAAAAUUAGAUUUAUCUCAUACUUAAAUUUAUUUAACAUUACCUUAAAAUCUAUAAAUUUUAAAUAUAUCUUAUAGUAAAUUCAAAGAAGAAACAUUAUUAUAAUUAUUUAGAGAUAAAUCAUUAGUGAAUCUAAUAUCAAUAAAUAUUAGUGGAUUGGCAUCUGAUAAACUGAUAUAAGUUAUUUUUAGCUGUCAUUAUAAAGAAUUAAGAGUACUCAUAGCUAAUGAAUGUAAAUUAUCAUUAUCUGUAUUUCAUCAUAUUCAUGAUUCAAAACAUGUAAAAUAGUUGGAUCUAUUGAGUUUUUAAGGUUCUAUUACAGAUGUUGAAGAAAGUAUCUUUAAAAAAAAUGGAUAUGCAUUAUUAGGAGCAAGUAAAACUAAAAUAAAUAAAUUGAAUCUUGCAAAUUGUUUAAUAAAUGACAAAUUGAUUCAUUAGAUGGUUGAAUCUGGUAAAUUACUAAAGAAUCUUAGAGAAAUAUCCUUAUCUGGAUGUAGAUAUAUAUCUGAUAAAUCUAUAUAUUUAUUGUGUGAUGCACAUUAUACAUUAACAUGUCAAUUGAAAAGUCUAGAUAUAUCAAAUUUACCAUAAAUAACAGAUUCUUCAUUAGAAUAUUUAGUAAAUAAACCUUUGAAGAAUUUAUCAGAUUUGAAUCUAGCUUAUUCAACUUAGAUUUAAGCUGAACAUUUGAAAAAGGCAUUUGAUACAGGCAAAUUUAAUUAACUAAAAUAUCUAGGAAUUAGUGGCACAAGUGAAAGUGGAGGAUAAGCAGAUAUAUUUAAAUUUAGUAUACCAGAAUUAUGUACAUAUUAUAUCAGAAAUCAUUUAUCUGAAAUUCAAUUAAUAGAAAUUUAUACAUCAACAAAGAAUAUUUAAAAUAUAUCAACAGCAGUAUUAAAUUUAUUGUAAACAUAAAUUCUCACCAAAAUAGUAACGACAGAUUAAAUUAUUUUAGAACCAGAAACCUAUGAUUUAUUUAAAAGUUGUGUUGGAUGUGAACGAUUACUUUUAAAUAAUAAACCACUUUAAUUAGAUAAUUAAGAUAAAAUUGAAUAGUAGAACUAACUUACUGCAAAUUAAUUUUAUGAAAAAUUACUUAAAUAGAAUUAGUAUGUAUUGAUAAAUAACUCUGAAAUAAAAUUUAUUAAAUUGAUGUUCAAUUUUUAAACAAUUAGUAAAAUAUGCUUUAAAAAAACUGAAAUAAUAGAUAAAGAUAUUCUAGGCAUUUGUUAAAAUUUGAUUUUAACUGAAAUCAAUAUUAAGAAAUGUAAAAAGCUAACCUUUAAAAGUUUGAUUUAUUUAUAGAAACUUUCAGAAACUUUAAUUAAUAUAGAUUUUAGAGGAACCAUUUUUGAAAAUUUAUAUUAAACUCUAGAACACUUAUAAUAUUUUCCUAAACUUUUAUAUUUAAAUGGAGGAAAGUUAAAUAUUGAAAUGUAUUUUUUUUAUAAAAUAAAUUUAGUAUAAAUGUUACUGAAACAAAUCAUGUAAUAUAAGAAUUAUAACAUUUACCUACUCUUUGGAUGUAAUUAGAAUUAAUUAAAUCCUUUAAAUUAACUAUACGUGCUCAUUAUAUUUAAACAUUUAAAUUUAUUUUUAAAACUUUAUCUUUAUUACUUAAUAAAAAUUAAGACUUUAUUAAAUCAAUAUCUUUAUAACUUUAUUAAUUUAAAGUCAUAUAAGAUAAGUCACUUUAAUUGUUUCAUAAUAGUUUAUUAAAUUUAUAAUUUUUGUAGCAUUUUCAUCUUGGAUUUCAAAGGUAAUAAUUUAUAAUUAAUAUUUUAGUAUGAAAAAUAUCUCACUUUUAACUUUAAAAAAUAUGUUUAUAAGUCUUUCUAGUUUAGACUCUCUUAAAUCCCUUUCCAUCAGUUUGGAUGAGUAAAAUUUAUCUAAUAAUUUAGUUGUGAAUUAUAAUUUGUAGAUGAAGAUCUAUUUUUAGCAUCAACUGUAUUUGAAGGAAUCAAAAAUAUGAAGUUAUAAAGAUUUAGUUUCUCAUCUAAUGAUACAGUAACAUAUGAUCAAUCAAUAUUUUCGAGUCUAUUUAAAUAUAUGUCUGAUAUUGAUUCUUUAAAGUAAGUUAACUUGAGUUUUUAAAGGUAUAUAGUUUUUACAUAUUGAUUCAGACAUGCAAUAAAUAGAGAAAGCUUAUCAGAAUUAUUUUAAACUUUGAAAGAAUUGAAUUUAUAAAGUUUAAGUUUAAAUUUUGAAUAAAGUGGAGUUAAAUAUACAAGAUAAAUAUGGGCAGAAUUAUUAGAAGUUUUAAGAAUGAAUUAUAGCUUAUUACAUUUAGAACUCAAUUUUAAUCAUACAUUUGAAUUGACUGAUAUGGACAUCCUUAAUAUCAUUGAUGAGCUGUAUUGUAUGAAAUUGACAUCAACUUGUGUAUCAUUAAUAGGGUAUUUUACAAUUAAUAAUUUAGUUGUUAUCAUAAUGAGAAGAGUAUAAAGGAAUUCACUAAUGAAGAUGUUAAGAAUUAUUAAUUUUUUAUAUGA
Paramecium pentaurelia is the source of this 3953-nucleotide messenger RNA. The record is from the annotation of a GenBank genome assembly. Lineage: Eukaryota; Ciliophora; Oligohymenophorea; Peniculida; Parameciidae.